AAUUUACCAACCAAGAAAACUUGAAAAUGAGCAGCCGACGGAAGCGUGCUCCUCCAGUGAGGAUGGAUGAAGAAAAGCGGCAGGAGCUUCGAUGGAACAUGCAUGAGGACAGGAGGCAUGAACCUCUCACCCUAAGUGAGGACGAGCAGGCCUGCCCACGUUCAGACUCCUCUUCAGCUCAUUGCCUCGUCCUGGACGAUAGGCUGAAGGAGGAGGUGGCUCACAGAGAUAAGAAGAGGUGUACAGAGUCAGAGACCAUCUCAAAUUCAAUUGAUACAGAAGAGACUGUGGGUAUUUCCUCCCCUUUGUUUAUAAAGUUGAAUAUUGUGAUCGCUCCCUAUCACCUAGAUAAUUCUUGGAAAGCGUUUCUGGGAGAAUUAACUCUUCAGCUUCUUCCUGAACAGAGCUUAACUGAAAAUUUUUCUGAAAGGAGUUUUACGUUAAUGAGCUUGGAAUCAAGCAGUCAGUUACUAGUGUAUGUUCAUUCAGAAUGUGGAGAUGUGCAGAAAGAGGAGAAAAGGCUCACUGAAGCGAUCAGUGCUGGGGACCAGGGUGUACAGGUGGCAUCAUCCUUUAGUCGGGACCUGCUAGAAGAUUUGGGCUGGCUGCAGAAGAAGAGAAGAAUAAAACUUUACCAAAGACCAGAAGGAAGUCAUGCCAUCAAGGUUGGAAUAUACCUUUUGGAAGCUGGCCUAGCUAAAGUAGACUUUAUGAGUGAUGCAAAUUCAAGAAUGAAAAAAUUCAAUCAGCUCAUGAAGAAAGUGAUGGAAAAGUUAUACAAUUUUAUUAUUCCAGAUGUGUUGGAAGAGGAUGAGGAAGAUUCAGAGGGUGAGCCAGAGGGACAAGACAUUGAUGAACUCUAUCAGUUUGUAAAGCGAACACAUCAGCAAGAAACACAACCUGCCCAAGUGGAUGUCCAGCAUCCUGCAUUGACUCCUGUGUUGAGACCCUACCAAAGAGAGGCUGUCAACUGGAUGCUACAACAAGAACAUUUCAGAAGUGCUCCUGCCAGUGAAAAUGCUCUGCACUUCUUGUGGCGUGAAAUUGUUACCUCUGAGGGCUUGAAACUCUACUAUAAUCCAUACACAGGCUGCAUCAUCCGUGACUACCCAAGUGCUGCACCACAGUUGCCUGGUGGAAUCUUAGCAGAUGAGAUGGGCCUUGGAAAGACAGUGGAGGUUUUGGCUCUGAUUCUGACACAUACACGACAAGAUGUCAAACAAGAUGCUCUCACUCUUCCUGAGGGAACCAUGGUGAAUUAUUUUGCUCCGUCACCUUAUUCUGGAGGAAAAGUGAAAAACAGAGAAACCCGGAAUAUGGAAUUUGAACCAAAAGUAAAAGUUCAGUGUCCCCCCACACGUGUGAUGAUAUUGACAGCUGUAAAAGAAAUGAAUGGGAAAAAAGGAGUGUCCAUCCUUUCCAUCUAUAAGUAUGUGAGUUCGAUGUAUAGAUAUGAUGUUCAACGGAAUAGGAGUCUUCUAAAACGGAUGCUGAAAUGCUUAAUAUUUGAAGGUCUUGUGAAACAGAUCAAAGGCCAUGGUUUUUCUGGGACUUUUACAUUGGGGAAGAAUUAUAAGGAAGAGGACAUAUGUGAUAAAAUUAAAAAGCAGGCAAUAGGGAGUCCAAGGAAAAUUCAGAAAGAAACCAGAAAAUCAGGAAGCAAGGACACUGAUUCUGAAUACUUGCCAUCAAACACUGAUGAUGAUGAUGAUGAUCCUUACUAUUAUUACUAUAAGCCCAGGAAGAAUCGUGCUAAAUUGAGGAAAAAGCCUGCUUCAUCCACCAGAAGAGGAAAUGGUCAGUCUGAUAUUAAUCCUGACUCAGAAGGACACUGUCCAGCUGCCAGGGACUCUGGAAUGACUGAUGCUACCAUGCCUAAAAGUGCAUGUGUGUCUGAAGUUCAGCAGGAAUCCAACCCGGAGGACCAUGCUGAAUCGCUAACACUUGGUGGUGGUGAUGUGCCACAUUGUAACAUGAGUCCCUAUAACUCUGCUGAUUAUCACUUUGAGUGCAUAUGUGGUGAACUUGGCCAGAUAGACCUUAAGCCUCGUGUUCAGUGCCUGAAGUGCCACCUAUGGCAGCAUGCAAAAUGUGUGAAUUAUGAAGAGGAGGAUCUGAAAAUUAAGCCUUUUUACUGCCCCCACUGCCUUGUUGCAAUGGAGCCAGUAUCAACACGAGCAACUCUGAUCAUCUCCCCAAGUUCCAUCUGUCAUCAGUGGGUGGAUGAGAUCAACAGGCAUGUGAGGUCAUCAUCUCUUCGAGUCUUGGUAUAUCAAGGUGUGAAGAAGCAUGGUUUCUUACAGCCUCACUUUCUGGCAGAACAAGACAUAGUUAUCAUUACCUAUGAUGUCCUUCGUUCAGAACUAAACUAUGUAGAUAUCCCACAUAGCAACAGUGAGGAUGGGCGUCGCCUACGGAACCAGAAGCGCUAUAUGGCCAUCCCCAGCCCCCUGGUGGCUGUGGAGUGGUGGAGGAUCUGUCUUGAUGAAGCUCAGAUGGUUGAAUGCCCUGCUGUAAAAGCUGCAGAAAUGGCUCAGCGUUUGAGUGGGAUUAAUCGGUGGUGCAUCAGUGGUACUCCAGUGCAGAGAGGACUGGAAGAUCUGUUUGGGUUAGUGGUCUUUCUUGGUUUUGAACCUUACUGUGUCCGACACUGGUGGGUUCGACUUCUCUAUCGCCCUUACUGCAAGAAGAACCCACAGCCCCUCUACAGCUUCAUCGCCAAGAUACUGUGGAGGUCUGCAAAGAAAGAUGUGAUUGACCAAAUCCAGAUACCACCUCAGACGGAAGAAAUACACUGGCUCCACUUUUCUCCAGUGGAGAGACAUUUCUAUCACCGCCAGCACGAGGUGUGCUGCCAGGAUGCAGUGGCAAAGCUCAGGAAGAUUUCCGACUGGGCUCUGAAGCUCAGCAGCCUGGACAGACGGACAGUCACCUCUAUCCUGUAUCCACUGCUGAGGCUCAGGCAGGCCUGCUGCCACCCACAGGCAGUUCGUGGGGAGUUCUUACCACUCCAGAAAAGCACCAUGACAAUGGAAGAACUGCUGACAUCUCUGCAGAAGAAAUGUGGGACUGAGUGUGAAGAAGCACAUCGGCAGCUCGUGUGUGCCCUCAAUGGCCUAGCAGGCGUCCACAUCAUUAAAGGGGAGUUUGCCUUGGCAGCAGAUCUGUACAGGGAAGUGUUGCGCUCAUCUGAGGAACACAAAGGAAAACUCAAAACUGAUUCACUCCAAAGACUUCACGCUACUCAUAACUUAAUGGAACUGUUAGGAGCCAAGCACCCAGGGAUACCUCCUACCUUGCGAGAUGGCAGACUUGAAGAGGAGGCCAAACAGCUGCGAGAGCAUUACAUGAGCAAGUGUAAUACAGAAGUCGCUGAGGCCCAGCAAGCGCUGCAGCCCGUGCAGCAGACCAUACGUGAGCUCCAGAGGAAGAUUUAUCCUAAUUCCCCUUGGUGGCUUAAUGUGAUCGAGAGAGCAAUAGAAUUUGCUAUUGAGGAGGAGCUUGUCCAGCGAGUGCGAAAUGAAAUAAACAGCAACUACAAGCAACAAACUAGCAAGCUUUCUAUGUCAGAGAAACUAAACCCUUUUGCAGUAAUUCAAAUGAAUGUCCCACAGCUGUACAUGCCAACAUGGAUGUACUUCAGAAACAAUUUGCUUCAUGAAUAUUGGAUGGCACUGAGGAAUCGUGUGUCUGCUGUUGAUGAACUUGCAAUGGCUACUGAACGACUAAGAGUGCGCCAUCCUCGGGAACCAAAGCCCAGUCCUCCUGUUCUUCAUAUCAUUGAACCACACGAGGUAGAACAAAAUCGUAUAAAACUACUGAAUGAUAAAGCUGUUGCUACAUCACAGCUUCAGAAGAAACUUGGGCAGCUUCUUUACCUAAAUAACUUGGAGAAGUCUCAAGACAAAACAUCAGGAGGUAUUAAUCCAGAACCUUGUCCGAUCUGUGCUCGGCAGCUGGGAAAACAGUGGGCAGUGCUGACCUGUGGGCACUGUUUCUGUAAUGAAUGCACUUCUAUUAUUAUUGAACAGUACAGCGUGGGGUCUCACAGAAGCUCCAUCAAGUGUGCCAUAUGUCGCCAGACCACAUCUCACAAAGAAAUCUCCUAUGUCUUCACCUCCGAGAAAGCAAACCAGGAAGAGGACAUCCCUGUGAAGGGCAGCCAUUCUACAAAAGUGGAAGCUGUGGUCAGAGCUCUGAUGAGAAUCCAGCUUAGAGAUCCAGGGGCCAAAGCACUCGUUUUCUCAACGUGGCAAGAUGUUUUGGACAUCAUUUCAAAAGCUCUCACUGACAACAACAUGGAAUUUGCACAAAUCAGUCGUGUUAAGACAUUUCAGGAGAAUCUGUCAGCAUUUAAACAUGAUCCCCAAAUCAAUAUUUUGCUGCUGCCCCUGCACACAGGUUCUAAUGGACUAACUAUCAUUGAAGCAACUCAUGUUCUCUUGGUGGAACCCAUAUUGAACCCUGCUCAUGAGCUUCAGGCCAUUGGGAGGGUGCACCGAAUCGGACAAACAAAACCUACUAUUGUACACAGAUUCUUAAUUAAAGCAACAAUAGAAGAGAGAAUGCAAGCCAUGCUGAAAACUGCUGGGAGGAGUCACACGAGCUCAUCAGCGAAGCACUCAGAAGCCUCCGUCCUGACCGUGGCUGACCUGGCAGACCUGUUCACCAAAGAAACUGAAGACAUUGAGUGA
This is a messenger RNA of Orycteropus afer afer, 4694 nucleotides long. It is a transcript of the gene SHPRH, whose product is annotated as SNF2 histone linker PHD RING helicase. Gene Ontology annotation, molecular function: ubiquitin protein ligase activity; ATP-dependent chromatin remodeler activity; ATP binding. NCBI's taxonomy places the organism in Eukaryota, Metazoa, Chordata, Mammalia, Tubulidentata, Orycteropodidae. Gene Ontology annotation, cellular component: nucleus; nucleosome. Gene Ontology annotation, biological process: DNA damage response; protein polyubiquitination; nucleosome assembly. The record is from RefSeq and is a predicted model, not a curated record.